Pararge aegeria (speckled wood butterfly) is the source of this 1492-nucleotide messenger RNA. RefSeq lists its product as uncharacterized. Lineage: Eukaryota; Metazoa; Arthropoda; Insecta; Lepidoptera; Nymphalidae. The transcript is spliced from 4 exons. The record is from RefSeq and is a predicted model, not a curated record. The coding region runs from base 145 to 939 and encodes 264 amino acids.
GUACGACCUUAGCAUGGUUUAUAUUUUCAUUGAUUGUAUCUUGUUAUUGUCAUGCAUAGUCUGUGAUCAAAUACCUGUUUUGUGCAUUGUUUACGUAGGUCCCUGCAAUUUGAAAAUUAAAAGUUAAAUCAUAUCAAAAUAAAAAUGGAUAAGAAGCAUGUUUUUACACCCACUGAAAAAAAAUUGUUCGUAGAAAUAUUAAAAAAGUACGGUAACAUAAUUGAAAACAGGGACACGGAUGGAGCUUCCCUAAAGAAAAAAAAUGAUACUUGGGCAUUGCUUACAGCGGAAUUUAACUCAAGCCCUCUAGCAACUAGCAAGGCAUCUACUAAGCAGCUACGGCGUUUGUGGGUCAACUUAAAACAGAGGCAGCGAGAGGCAUUGGCAAAGAAACGCCGGCAGAGAUUGGCUACUCGAGUAGGCGAGUCUGAGGCGAUUGACCCAGAUGUGAUUGUAGGCUCACCAGCUUUGAUAUAUGGGAUUGACUCGGAUACAGUCCAAUCAAUGGAAGGCUCCUCCGUACCUGUAAAGUCAAACAGUCCAUCUGUGGAAUUAGUUUCAGUGGAACCAGAUGUGGUCAUUGCACCAGAUGAACAUGAUUAUUCUAACCAAUCAAUCAAUAUGCACCUUUCACUGACGUCACCAUCUCUGUUUACCCGUGCCACCCCUCCACCUUCCGCACUUCGAACCAGAACGCCUUCACCUUUCAUCUUCCGAACCACAUCCCCACCUUUUGAACACCAAACAGCAUCACAAAUAAACUUUAAAAAUAGUAUUAUGGAAAGGGAAUAUCAAGAUAGCGUAUUAAGAACAAAUGAAAAACAUAACUUGGAAGUACGGAUCCUAGAAGAGCAGCUCAGGGAAAGCACAGCGAAAGCGGACCUUGCUGAGCUUAUUUUGAAGCAGAAGAAGGAAGCAUUCGAUCAAGUCAGUGUAUAAUUAUAAAAAAAUAAAAUUUAAUGCCAAAACUAAGUAUUGAUAUAUUCUCGUAUUAUAGUCAUCAGCGCUCUCCCCUUCACAUGAAAAAGGUUACUGUACAUUAACAGAACAUGAAAUAGCAGAUUUAAAAUUAAUAAACUAAACCAAGCUUUUAAUAAAGGAACAUGCAUUAAGUGUGUCGUGUAAAAAAUCGUGUUUGUAAUACAAAACAACAUACAAACAUACAAACUUUGUAUGUUCGUACGUGUGUGUGUUUAUCAGUGUGUGUCUGUGUGUGUUUGAGGUUUUAAAAGGUUUACUUUAAAAUAACGAGUAAGUUUUCUGUGUUAGCGUAGGUAAAUUAUCGCAACUACCUUUUUAUAAUGGAUUUACAUUGGUAUGAAUUUAAAUUUGAUAUUUUGUGGGUUUUACAAAUCCUAUUAUAUAAUAAGCAUCCGAGAAAGCAGUAGAAUUUAUGAGAUAAAGAUGUUUUCAGAUAAGGUAUUGUAUACAUAUUGCAUUCUUUUCUAAAUGAAUUUAUGGGAUGAUAAAAUUUUAUGAAAUAAAUUUCGAA